Molecule: messenger RNA, 1312 nt
Organism: Williopsis jadinii
Lineage: Eukaryota; Fungi; Ascomycota; Saccharomycetes; Phaffomycetales; Wickerhamomycetaceae
Product: zinc-binding alcohol dehydrogenase family protein
Exons: 2
Coding region: 1-1254 (417 amino acids)
Molecular function (GO): oxidoreductase activity, acting on NAD(P)H
Source: RefSeq, a predicted model, not a curated record
AUGAGUACUGAUACCCUUUCACGCGAGCCAACAAAGCUCGAGCCUGUCACAUUGAAGAGAAAAUUCACCGAAGAUGAGAGAUCCAAUAGUUCAUCAGAUUCAGAUUCAGAUUCCAAGGUUGAAAGUAAGAAGAGAAGAGUUUCGCCAGAGGAUGGAAUCACAGAGACGGAGUUACACUUGGUUGAGAACGACACUGAUGAUCUUCAAACAGCAUUGGUUAUCAAAUCAUUUGAGGAGCCAUUUAGCGUUGACGAGAAGUACCCUGUUCCAGAUUUGGGCGAACAUGAAGUUCUCAUUGAGAACAAGUUUAUUGGAUUGAACCCUAUAGAUUGGAAGGGCAAGAAGUAUAGAUUUGGCGUGUAUUCAUUUCCCUGGAUUCAAGGACGUGAGUCGUCUGGAGUUGUCAAGAAAGUUGGUUCUAAAGUUGCAAACUUGGCGACUGGCGAUGAAGUUUUCAUUGCCUCAACGUCAUACAGAGAUCUGAGAACGUCGACAUUCCAACAAUACUCCAUAUUUGACUCUCGUCUUGUAUGGAAAUUACCGAAGAAUGUUUCUCUGAAGGAAGGUGCUGGUGUUGGAGUCGGUCUGGUUACCGCUUCCUCAGUGAUGGAGGAGUUGAACGUCAACAUCUUCGAGAACGAAGACUUUGACAAGGAGCAAUACAUUUCACCAGAAGACCGUGACUCUAUCUUGAUCUGGGGAGGCUCCAGUGGUGUAGGAAGCUAUGUCAUUCAACUUGCCAAGGUUGCAGGCUUUAAGAAGAUCAUUUCAGUGUCCAGUCUCAAACAUGAAAAGUUCCUGAAAGAUAUUGGUGCUACCCAUAUCCUGGACAGAUUCAAAGAGCUGGAUGAGCUGAAGAAGGAACUCCACGAAAUCCUACCUAAUGGGCUACAGAUUGGCAUCGACGUUGUCGGCAAGCAGACGUCUGACCAUGUCAUCCAUUUUCUCAACCUUGGCGAUAACAACAAUGACAGCACCAAAACCUUUGUCGGUGUUGUGUCAAUGCCGUCCAAAGACCUUGACAGUGAACUGCUAAAGAACAUUGAAGUGAAACAGGUGCUCAUAAAGAAAUUCCAUGAGAAUGUGAAGCAUGGCGAGAACCUUGUCAGGGUCACCCACGAUCUACUGGACUCUGGUAAGAUUGUAUCGCAGAAGAACCUCAAGCUAUACAGUGGCUUUGAAGGCAUCAUAUCCGGGCUGGAAGAUUUGGAGAAGUAUGGUGCAAGCAACGAGAAGUACGUUGUUGAACUAUAAGGGUAAAAUGGUUACGUUUAUUUACAGGUUAUAGAUAAUAUACAACACAAUUAACCAC